CGUCAAUUAAUCAUCACUUUAGCUAAUUGAUUAAUUCAUUCCGAUCAUCAUCGAAUACUGACAGUUGAUUUCAUCAGCGUUUGAUCCUGAUGGAGAUCCGGCCCAAUCAGACGGUCGACAACUCGUCGAUCCCGCGGCAGCAGCAGCAACGUGCGACUGCCGCCUCUUCCAAACAGCCCGUUUCUUCUCCAAAUCCCGUCGACGCCACUUCGGUCACUCAGAGGCUUCAGAAAGAGCUCAUGUCUCUUAUGAUGAGUGGAGGAGAACUGGGAGUAUCAGCAUUUCCUGAAGGGGAGAGCAUUUUUACUUGGAUUGGCACAAUUGAAGGUGGAAAAGGAACUAUGUACGAGGGUUUAUCGUACAAACUUUCUCUCAGGUUCCCAUUGGACUACCCCUUCAAGCCCCCUCAAGUCAAGUUUGAAACCAUGUGCUUUCAUCCGAAUGUUGAUCAGUUUGGGAACAUUUGCCUUGAUAUCCUUCAGGACAAGUGGUCUUCUGCUUAUGAUUGCAGAACCAUUCUUCUGUCCAUUCAAAGUCUACUAGGAGAACCUAACCCUGAGAGUCCCCUCAACAGCUAUGCUGCAGCACUUUGGAGCAAUAAAGAAGAUUACAGAAAAAUGGUCCACAAACAGUAUUUUGCUGGAGAAGCAAGUGAGAGCUGAUGGCUGGUGCAGAAGUCAUUACCAAUGACGAAUCUGGAAGUCAUCUCCCUGCAGAAUCUCUCUUUAAAACUCGGGGAAAAGAUCAAGAAGCUUAGAAUUUUAUAGAUUUUCUGUCAGUGUAUACAAAAUGAAAUUUGUAAUCCAUCGCAUUUUUCUAUGAAGCUUCGCAAGAAACCAACCGUGGGAAAUUUACAUCAUUCUCUCUUUCGUAAUUGCAUAAUAAAGCAUACGAAAGGUUGAAUCAAUUCAAAGCAGCUAU
This is a messenger RNA of Rubroshorea leprosula, 921 nucleotides long. Lineage: Eukaryota; Viridiplantae; Streptophyta; Magnoliopsida; Malvales; Dipterocarpaceae. The record is from the annotation of a GenBank genome assembly.